CGUACUAACGUCGACAUUCGGGUUUUUUAGGGUUCCAUAUAUAAAUCGGUACAUCAUCACAGUUCGCCUUGUCGUCGCAUCGCUUCCCUGCAUUGCUGCUAUCGCAACUUGAGGAGAAGCCGACGGAGCUAUGGUGCACGUUAAUUUCUACAGAAACUAUGGAAAGACUUUUAAGAAGCCGCGUCGUCCAUAUGAAAAGGAACGUCUGGACGCGGAGCUGAAGCUUGUUGGGGAAUAUGGGCUCCGCUGUAAGAGGGAGUUGUGGAGGGUUCAGUAUGCACUAAGCCGUAUCCGUAAUGCUGCAAGAAUGCUUCUUACCCUGGAUGAGAAAAAUACACGCCGUAUCUUUGAGGGUGAAGCUCUUCUUCGUAGGAUGAACAGAUUUGGGCUCCUGGAUGAAAGUCAGAACAAGCUUGAUUAUGUCUUGGCCCUUACCGUUGAGAACUUCCUUGAGCGUCGCCUUCAAACGCUCGUGUUCAAGUCCGGCAUGGCAAAGUCAAUUCACCAUGCCCGUGUGCUCAUCAGGCAACGACAUAUCAGGGUGGGGAGACAGGUUGUCAACAUACCAUCUUUCAUGGUGAGGGUUGAUUCCCAGAAGCACAUUGACUUCUCUCUGACAAGUCCAUUCGGUGGUGGCCGUGCCGGUAGAGUUAAGCGAAAGAACAUGAAGGCUGCUGCCAAGAAAGCUGCUGGAGGAGACGGUGAUGAAGAGGAUGAGGAGUAAACAUGAAUGAAGGCUACUGCCAAACAAGCUGAUGGGGUGGUUUUAUUUUGGGCUUCUAUCUCUAGAACAAGUUUUUUUGUUUCAUUAUAUUAUUUUGUAGUGGAUAUUAUUAUGUCUUAUGUCUCUUAUCUGUUAUGGAUUGGGUUACAACAAUGCUGUUUGAGCUAAGAUAGGUUCCUUUUGAUGAUGACAUUUGUGAAUUUGAUUUCUCUGUGCAUGAGAAAACCAUGAAUCUUUGUCUUGAUGACC
Messenger RNA from Tripterygium wilfordii, 973 nucleotides. Its product is annotated as 40S ribosomal protein S9-2-like. The record is from RefSeq and is a predicted model, not a curated record. Bases 131 to 724 code for a protein of 197 amino acids. Lineage: Eukaryota; Viridiplantae; Streptophyta; Magnoliopsida; Celastrales; Celastraceae. Gene Ontology annotation, cellular component: cytosolic small ribosomal subunit. Gene Ontology annotation, biological process: positive regulation of translational fidelity; translation. Gene Ontology annotation, molecular function: structural constituent of ribosome; rRNA binding. The transcript has 3 exons.